UCACUAGACCAAAACAAAAAAAAAUGGUGAGCUAUUGUUCAAUAGUACAGCACGAGUGACAGCAGAAUUAUCAAAAAAGAAAGAAAGGAAAAAGAAUGAAAAAUACGAGAAUGAAUGAAUGAAAUGAUUAACCAAUUAGCUAAAUAAAUAGCAGAGAGGGAGGGAACCUUCGCUUUCAUUCAUUCACUUCCAGCAAUGGAAUUAGAGGACUUGUUACCUUUUGCUACACUUUGAAAUAUAGUAGCUUUUUCCUGUGUCGUCAUCAUUAUUAACUCAUUAUGAUCAAUCAAUACCUUUCCAAUGAAGUUUUCAUCGUUGGCUCUCUUUCUUAAUACAAAAUCCCAGUUCAGAAAUUCUCCACUUUUCUAUGCCACACAUUGUACACGCUUCUCUCUCUCUCAAUCUUGGCUUUGCUAGUUUUGUUCCACCUUUUCAGUUUUCAUGUCAAGUUUGAAGCUUUGAUGCUUUUCAAGCACAUCCAUCUUCUUGUUUUGAAUUGAUUCAUAGCUGAAGUUUCAGUUGGUGGAUACGGAGUUUGUUCUUGUUCUUCUCAUUGGGUGUGAAAAGGAAGAGUGCUGGUUCAUUUCACAUCAUAUAGAGGGAAAGGAAAAGACCUGAAUUUUUUAUUGGUUGAGACAUGAACCCUGAAAUUGACGACAUGAGAUGAGAGUGUUCAGGUUGACCCUUUGAUAUAUGGGAGGCUUAUUGCACAUGUUUGAGUUCAAUCAGGGUAGGAUGGCCAAGAAAGUUCAUGCCCAGAGGAGCAAUAAUGGUGACCUGGAAAGCUCUGGAAAUGGCAUGGAACUGCAAGUAGAAACAUCUCAGGUCCACUGUGCAGAAGGAGAAUUACCAUACUCUUGUCAAGUAGAAGAUGGCUGGUCAAAGAAAAAUAGUUACUCAAAUGUGGUUUCAGUGAAAAAACUGAACAAAGAGGAUUUAUCCAAACAAUCAGGCACCACCAGAAAUAAUGCACCAAGCCUUGUGGCAAGGUUGAUGGGGAUAGACACCAUGCCAUUGCCAUUAGAGACUAAUUCCGUUGUUCCAUUAGAUGAAAGCAAACAUAAAAAUAUGGAGAGGAAGUUUUCAAAAAAAGGAAUGAAUCGAAGGGGUUCGGUUGGCAGGGGUUCCUCCAACUUUAAUUCUUCUAGCCAGAUGGAAUUUGAUUCUUUUUAUCAAGACAUCGAUGGUGAUCAUGAUGAUGGAUGCAGACAGAAUUUUGGAAAACCAAGGCCUAGGGAACAUCCUCAGGAAGAGGAACUCCAAAAAUUCAAGAAAGAAUUUGAAGCAUAUCAAGAAUCAAGGUUUAAGGAGUGUUCAAAGGAUGUUGAAAUUGGAAGUGGUUCUAGGAGAAUACCUUCUCAAGAGAACCUGAGGAAGGAAAAGAUGCUACAGAUUGCAAGUUCAAAGACAGAUAGCCACACAUUUAAGACAAAGCUACCUAAUGGUAAUAUGAUGGAGCCAAUCCCAACUACGAAAAAAGAUUUCUUUCCUUCAAGAAGUAAAACACUAAGUCGAGACUUUGAGGAGUCUUUAAUGAUGAAAUCUGGAAGCAGAUUAGAUAUAUGUGCUUCUUCCGCUCAGAUAGUUAUCUUGAAGCCUGGUUCUGAUAGGAUUUGCAAUUGCAACCAUGAAGAGAAUUGCAUCAAUUUAUCAGGCACUUUACACGGGAGAAAAGGUUUAGAAGAUUUUCUUGAGGAAGUGAGGGAGCGGUUGGAAUGUGAACUGCAAGGGAUUAGAGCUAGUGGAAUUGAGACACCUUACAAUGAAAAACUAUCUGAUGCUAAAGAGGUCAGAGAAAGUGUGACUAGAGAUGCUGAACCAAAUUUACUCCGCUCAGAAUCAACAAGAUCAUAUAAAAGUAAAAUGCAGUUCAAUGGACCAAGUUCUCCAGAACUUUUCAACAUAGAUACCAGAAGAUUCUUGUCAGAGAGGCUAAGAAAUAUUGUAAAUGGUGAACUGCAUUUGGACAUUCCUGAAGUGGCCUGUUACAAUGAUAGAGUUAGACUAAAGCAGGAUACUACAAAGUGUGCAAAUGACAAGAGCCAGUGGAGAAUUUUGAAAGAGAAAAAAGAAUUACAAACAGGUUCCUAUAGACACAAAUUAGAUGACAAUGUAUUGUUCCACAAGGAUUUGUCUCCUAGAAAUCUUGAAAGAUCCUUGUCUGCUCCUGCAUCAGGAACAUCAUUUGGGAGGCUUCUUCUAGAGGACCGCCACAUUUUAACGGGCGCCCUUAUUCAGAGGAAGCUUGAAGCUGUUGAAGCAAUGCCUGUGGAUGUCAAAAAAAAGAAGAAAGAUGGGUUUAAUAUUAAAGAAAAACUUUCCAAUUUUACUCUUGGUCUCAGAGGGAAGCUGUUUGGCAAAAGGGUUCAGUCAAUAGUUGAAUCACAUGGCAGUGAAUACGGUCCAAUUUUGAGAGAUAUCAGGAGUGGACCAACUGUUUUCAUGAAAUAUGGUGAGAGACAUGAGAACUCAACUGAGGUACCUCCUAGUCCUGCAUCUAUGUGCAGCUGUGUUCAUGAAAAAAAUUGGAGACAGACUGGAUAUUCAAGUUUAACAUCAACUCCAGAUGUAUCUUCAUUAGAUGAUAUUUUUAUUCCCAAGGUUUUCAGAGAUAUCAGCUCUGGUUUGAAUGAGCUAAAGAGACAACUCAGUCAACUUGAUUCCGAUGGCUCUGAGGACUUCACCACUAAGCAGGAGCCUGUUGAGUCAGAAUUAGUUCAAUUAGAUGAUCCAGCAGAAUCUUAUGUAAGAGAUCUGCUUGUUGCCUCUGGUUUGUACUUUGGUUCAUGGGAUAAGUCUCUAUUAAGAGGGGACACAUUUGCAAAGCCUAUUGGCAACUCAGUUUUUGAAGAAGUGGAAGAGUCUCAUGACAAUUUGAUCAAGGAGGAUGAAAGAUCCACAAAGGAUCAGCAGAACAAAAACAAGUUAGAGCACAAGGUUUUGCUUGAUUUGUUAAAUGAGGCACUUUCCAUAGUUCUUGGACCACCUUUGACUUUGUCUAGAUUCCGAAGGAAACUAAGCAAUUCCUCCUUGCAGCCUCCACCAUGUGGAAACGAACUACUGAAGUUGACAUGGGACAUUGUCAGUGUUUCUUUAAAUCCUUCAUCUAACGCAUCUCUUUAUUCACUUGAUAGUUUGGUGGCACAAGAUCUAGGAUCUAUCUCCUGGUCUGGACUAACAAAUGAUCAUAUUGAUACAUUGGAAAGAGAGAUGGCAUGUCUAAUCACUGAUGAUUUGGUUGAAGAAUUCACAAAUGAUAUGGUCUUUUAAGUGUAGUGUGAAGUAUCAUUUUGCCCUUUGCUAAGAUAACGUUUUUCUUUGCAUUGGAGCAAGGCAUGUACGUGAUUAUCUUAUAGUAACCAUAGUGAAAGAUUACUUUCUGUAAGAUAGUUGUGACUUGUGGUAACGGAAUAUUGCAUGAAUGCGUAUAUUUAAUUUUGUGAGUGUGAUAAAGGGGGAGUACAUAGUGUACACUAGUGGUACGCGGGUUAUUAUUUCAAAACAGAAAAUUAAUUGGUUAUAUCAUUUAAUAUAACAAUUUCUCUGUGC
Glycine soja is the source of this 3549-nucleotide messenger RNA. RefSeq lists its product as uncharacterized. Bases 694 to 3270 code for a protein of 858 amino acids. The transcript is spliced from 6 exons. NCBI's taxonomy places the organism in Eukaryota, Viridiplantae, Streptophyta, Magnoliopsida, Fabales, Fabaceae. The record is from RefSeq and is a predicted model, not a curated record.